CUUUUUUUAUCAAUUUACACCUGUUUUGAAAACACAAUUAAACAAGUGAAUAUUAAUGCUUGUCAUUUUCAUUAAAUGUAUUUUCAAUUAACGAUCUAGAAAUACGGCAAUAAUAUAUUCAUAUACAAAGAUUUAUUGUGAUUAUGUCCUCCAGUCGUAAUAUUUGUACAAUACCAAGCCCAAGAAAUAAAUUAAAUUUGAAAGAAAUCAUAGCUCAAGGACGACAAAGAGAAAAUAAACAUGUUGAUGUAGUUUUGGAUGACCCAUAUGAAAACUAUUCCCAAAAUGUACAUCUGACAAGAAAAUCGACUGCUCUGCAUUUUUCAUUAAAUCAGCAUGAAUGUCUUUGGGACAAGAAUCAUCCAGAGACUCCAAAAAGGUAUCAAUAUAUAGAAAAACGACUUAAAGAACUUGAAUUGGAUAAAAGAUGUGAAUGUAAAUAUAUAACAGAAAGUUCACCGAAUGUGGAAUCACUCAUUUUGACAAAGCAUAGUCGUGAAACAUUUGACAAUUUGAAGAAAUCUUGUAAAUUAAAUGUCAACCAGAUGGAAGAAGAAUGUUCAAAACAUGAUUCCAUUUACAUGAAUGAACACACUUUUAACAAUGCAAUAAUUGCUGUGGAGACUGUUUAUAAUCUUGCCAAGUCAGUAUCUUUAAACGAAUUUCAUAAUGGUAUGGCAAUUGUACGACCACCUGGGCAUCAUGCAAUGCAAAAUGAUUAUAAUGGCUACUGCUUUUUUAAUAAUGUAGCCAUCACUGCUGAGAACAUAAUAAAAGAGGGUCAUGCUGGAAAGAUAUUAAUUGUAGACUAUGAUGUUCACCAUGGGCAAGGCACACAAAGAAUGUUUUACAAUAGAAAAGACAUAUUGUAUUUUUCAAUACAUCGAUAUGAAAAUGGAAAUUUUUGGCCAAAUUUAGCUGAAAGUAACUGUUCAUAUAUAGGCGAAGAUGACGGACUAGGGUAUAAUAUCAAUGUGCCUUUAAAUGAAACAAAUUGCUCUGACAGUGAUUAUCUGGCAGUAAUACUCCACAUUUUACUCCCUGUGGCAUAUGAAUUCAAUCCUGAUUUGAUCCUUAUUUCUGGAGGCUAUGAUUCUUGUUUUGGGGACUAUAAGGGAGAAAUGAAUGUUACCCCUGCAUUUUAUGGCCACUUGAUUUCAUUGUUGUCCGGUUUGGCUAAAGGGAAAAUAGUUGUUGCUUUGGAAGGAGGCUACAAUAUAGACUCUUUGGCUGAGGGCGUAGUUAUGACAGUAAAGAGUUUGUUAAAUGAUCCAUGUGGCCCAAUAGAAAUGAAGCCUGUAAAAUCUUGUAUAACGGAUACUAUCAACAAUUUAAAGUUCCAUUUACGCAAUCAUUGGAACUGCUUUAAACAUGUUGAAUUUUUCGAUUUUCCUAAGCCAACGGAGAAUACAAACGUUGAAAGCAGCCUGUUGGUUGUUGGUGAUAAUGAGCAUUUGGUCUCUGAAAUGUACACAGGAGUUCCAGACGUUGCUCCAUUUCCCACAAGAGGUUCAUAUCCUUUUCAUGAGUCUGAAUUGUGUAGACAAUUUAGGGAUAUUAUUAAAACGUUGCGACAGACAUAUCAUAAGGAAGAAAAGUCCUUGACUGGUUACGCUUUCGAUACUCAAGUACUACUGCAUAAACCACAAGAUUCUGUCAAUAUUGUGGAAAAUCCAAAUCGAAUAUCGCGUAUUAUACAAGAGUUAGAAAAAAACGAGUUGUUAAACAGGAUGUUGGCCUAUACGAGUAAACCGGUAGCAUUCCAUGAAUUGAAAGAAAUUCAUGAUGAUGAUUAUCUAGAAAGAACGUUAAUUGAAGAGCAGUUACCUGAUACUAAAGAUUUAUAUGUUAAUUCGGAUACCAAGACUAGUAUAUUGGCAUCCUUGGGAGGUAUUUUUUCUUUGGUUGAUGCACUAAAUAAGCGAGAAAUAUCAAAUGGUUUGGCACUUGUACGUCCACCUGGUCAUCAUGCAAAAUAUAAACUAGCAGGAGGAUUUUGUUUUGUUAAUAACAUUGUAGCUGCAGCUCGUUAUGCCAUAAAAAAACAUAAUUACAAAAGAGUGCUAAUUAUUGAUUUUGAUGUUCAUCAUGGAGAUGGAACCCAAGAAUUAACGUGCAAGCAAGAUAAUAUUAUGUAUAUAAGUCUACAUCGAUACGAAAAUGGUACCUACUUUCCAAAAUCGAAUGAAGCUGGUCACACUUAUGUGGGAAUAGGGCCCGGGAAAGGUUUCAACGUUAACAUUCCAUUCAAUUGUUCCAAAAUGGGAAACUCCGAAUACCUAUUGACAUUCUUCAAUAUCGUUCUUCCAAUAGCUUAUUCCUAUAACCCAGAUUUGGUUCUAGUAUCAGCUGGAUACGAUGCUGGGUUGUUUGAUCCUCUCGGAGGUUAUUCUGUGAGUCCUGAAACAUACGGACAUUUAAUUCAAUUGCUCAAGCCCUUAUCUAAGGGACAUAUGUUAGUAUGUCUGGAAGGCGGUUAUAACUUAAACACUCUCGCAUACUCGGUUGUGAUGACAGCAAAAGCCUUGCUAAGUGAUCCUUUGCCAAUGCCAAAAUUUGUAUUGCCCAUUAAUGACAAUGCUAUUGAAACAGUAAGAAAUGUAAUUCAAACUCAGAAGGAGUUUUGGCCUGUGCUACAAAUAAACAAGAAAAUAAGCAAUGUUUUCUUAAAUCAACAAACAAGGGACGCUGUACAACUGAUUUUGCAAGAAUUUAAGAAUAAUGGCGUCAUAGACAAAGAAAAAAUUAAACAAGUGAUCAGUGAUAUAAAUAAUCUCCAGUCAAAUAAUUGAGUACCUCGUUACGUUGAAGAAUUACAACUUGAAAUACGUAUUUGUUUAAUGACAAUACUAAAUUGAAAAAUUAAUUUUAAAUGACUAAAUUCUGUGGUAAUUAAAUUGCAUUUUAAACUAAUAAUUUAGAAAACUUUGAUUGUAAUUCAUUUAAUUCCAAGGCGUUCGAUUUUAAUAAAUAUUAUUAAUUACAUGUUACUAGUCAUUAAUAUUUAUUUUUAUACUUCGCAAUAAAAUAACUAAGUUAA
Messenger RNA from Aethina tumida (small hive beetle), 3040 nucleotides. RefSeq names its product histone deacetylase 6 (gene HDAC6). Bases 144 to 2792 code for a protein of 882 amino acids. Gene Ontology annotation, biological process: chromatin organization. Gene Ontology annotation, molecular function: histone deacetylase activity. Gene Ontology annotation, cellular component: histone deacetylase complex. NCBI's taxonomy places the organism in Eukaryota, Metazoa, Arthropoda, Insecta, Coleoptera, Nitidulidae. The transcript has 8 exons. The record is from RefSeq and is a predicted model, not a curated record.